Molecule: messenger RNA, 2599 nt
Organism: Salvia hispanica
Lineage: Eukaryota; Viridiplantae; Streptophyta; Magnoliopsida; Lamiales; Lamiaceae
Product: G-type lectin S-receptor-like serine/threonine-protein kinase At4g27290
Biological process (GO): protein phosphorylation; recognition of pollen
Molecular function (GO): protein serine/threonine kinase activity; ATP binding
Source: RefSeq, a predicted model, not a curated record
AUGACCAUGCUAUGCAGCAAAAGCAGCACUAUUAGCUUUAGCCUGUCUCUGUUCCUAUUCACAACCUCCUUUAUCUCAGCUCACACCAUCACAACUUCUCAAACACUAAGCGAUAACCGUAACGACACUCUCAUCUCAUCCAACGGCGCCUUUGCCUUGGGCUUUUACAGCCCACGGAGCUCCAAGAAUCGCUACGUGGGCAUAUGGUACAACAACAACAUGAGAGACAAGACCGUGGUGUGGGUCGCCAACCGAGACGACCCGCUCCCCGAUCGAUCAGGCGUGCUCAGAGUCGUCCCACCAGGCCGCCUGCUCCUUCUCAACAACUCUACCAAUGCUAAUAUCUGGUCUACUAAUACGUCACGCAACGCUCAGCACUCUCCUCUGGCACGUUUGCUCGACUCUGGGAAUCUCGUUGUGGUGGAUGAAAGCGACGAGAGCAAUAUGAUAUGGCAGAGCUUCGACUAUCCAACCGACACUUUCUUACCAGGGAUGAGGCUCGGUAAGAACUUUGUGUCCGGGCAUGAAGUCUACGUCUCGUCGGCUAGGAGCAAUGAUGAUCCGGCAACAGGUGGUUUCACGUAUCGCUGCGAUCCCAGUGGCUAUCCGCAGACUGUGAUCAAAGAAGGUGACUCGUUCCGAUACAAAGCAGGGCCGUGGAAUGGUGUUAGCUUCAGUGGCACACCGAACUUGGUGAGAAACGCUCUUUUCACGUUUGGAGUGGUGAUCAACGACAACGAGGUUUACUAUAACUUCCAACUCCUCGAAGAUGAUGUGUAUACGAGGUUGGUGCUGAACGAAUUUGGCGUUGGACAGAGAUUGAUCUGGUCUAAUCAGUCCCAAAGCUGGAAACCUUAUCUUGCUUUUCCCAAUGAUAACUGUGAUUCAUAUAAAGUGUGUGGUGCAUAUGGUAUUUGUAGCACUAGAACUUGGCCUGAAUGUUCUUGUUUGGAUAAAUUCAUGCCUGCCAAGCCUCAAGGUUGGAAUGCUGGUAAUUUUUCGAAUGGAUGCAUUAGAAGAACCCCAUUGAACUGUGAAGACGGUGGCAACGGUUUUCUUAAGUAUUCAGGUGUCAAAUUGCCGGACACGGAGGGUUCCUGGUAUAGCACGAGUAUGAGCCUUGAAGAGUGCAUGGUAUCUUGCGCGGGAAAUUGCUCGUGCACAGCCUAUGCAAGUCUGAAUAUAAGCAACGGUGAAAGUGGGUGUCUACUCUGGUUCGGUGAGCUUGUCAACAUGAGAGAGAUUUCGCCCGGACAAGAUAUCUACAUCAGGUUGGCUAAAUCUGAAUUAGGCUCGAGAAGUAGGAAACGAGAAAUAAUUAUAGUGACGUUGUCGGUGGCAACGAGUAUUGUGCUGCUAGGCCUGGGCUUGAUUCUAUUUUAUUGUGUUAGAAAGAAUCCGGAGCAUCAACAACAAGAAACAGACAAUCCGAGGAAUUCUAAUGAAACUUACGAGGAGCAAAAGAUACAAAUGUUUGAAUUAUCCACAAUGAUCAGUGCUACUAAUGGAUUUUCAGUCAGUAAUAAGUUGGGAGAGGGUGGAUUUGGGCCGGUUUUUAAGGGAUUGCUGGAGGGACAGGACAUUGCUGUGAAACGACUAUCAACAACUUCCCUUCAAGGAGCACAUGAAUUCAAGAAUGAGUUAAUCUGUAUCGCCAAACUUCAGCAUCGAAAUCUAGUCAAGCUUUUAGGAUGUUGCAUUCAAGGAGAAGAAAGGAUGCUCGUUUAUGAAUACAUGACCAACAAAAGCCUCGACUUAAUAUUAUUCGAUCAAGUGAAGAGAAGGACACUAGACUGGCCAAGGCGCUUCGAUAUUAUUAAUGGAAUUGCUAGAGGCCUUACGUAUCUUCAUCAAGAUUCCCGACUUAGAGUUAUCCAUAGAGAUCUCAAAGCCAGUAAUAUAUUACUAGACUCAGACAUGAUUCCAAAAAUAUCAGACUUUGGCCUUGCAAGAAUAUGUGGAGGCAACGAAACUGGAGCCAAAACAAGCCGAGUUGUAGGAACAUAUGGCUACAUGUCCCCGGAGUACACUGUAGACGGCUUAUUUUCAGUUAAAUCAGACGUGUUUAGCUUUGGUGUUCUGGUGCUGGAAAUCAUAAGUGGCAAAAGAAACAGAGGAUUCACUCUGGUGAAUCAUUGCCACAACCUUCUUGGACAUGCAUGGAUGCUUUACAAAGAAGAAAGGUCACUUGAGCUAGCAGAUUCUUGUUUGGAAUAUUCAAGCUAUUUAUCACAAGUAGCGCGAUCGAUACAUGUGGGUCUUUUGUGCGUUCAAGAAGAGACGGAAGAGAGGCCAAACAUGUCUUCAGCAGUGCUGAUGCUGAACAAUGAUGGGGUUCUGCCCCAACCAAAACAUCCUGGUUUCUUCACAGGAAGAGAUGUAGUAAUAAGAAGUGAAACAUGGCACAGCUCUAACACUGCUGGUACCGCUAAUGCAAUGUCCAUUUCAAUGCUGGAAGCUCGUUAAACAAAUUCAAACUAAAUAUUACAGAUUAAAUUUGUAUAAUUACAAAAACAAGUAUUUGUGCAUACUUUGGUAGUGUCCCUGUUGUUGGAAUUUGAGUUGAAUGAAAAAUGUAAGAUUAACAAUUCCAAGCUAA